CGCCCCAAGAGUGCUGUGUUCCCUGGCGAGGGCAAGGUCAAGAUGAGCGUGGAGGAGCAGAUUGACCGCAUGCGGCGGCGCCAGAGCGGGUCUAUGAAGGAUAAGCGGAGGAGCCUGCAGCUCCCGGCCAGCCCGGCCCCCGACCCCAGUGCCCGGCCUGCCUACAAAGUGGUGCGCCGUCACCGCAGCAUCCAUGAGGUGGACAUCUCCAACCUGGAGGCAGCUCUGCGGGCAGAGGAGCCUGGUGGGCAGGCCUACGAGACACCACGGGAGGAGAUUGCCCGGCUCCGCAAAAUGGAGCUGGAGCCCCAGCACUAUGAUGUGGAUAUCAGUAAGGAGCUCUCCACCCCAGACAAAGUCCUCAUCCCUGAGCGGUACAUUGACCUGGAGCCUGACACUCCCCUGAGCCCAGAGGAGUUGCAGGAGAAGCAAAAGAAGGUGGAGAGGAUCAAGACGCUCAUUGCCAAGUCCAGUAUGCAGAACGUGGUGCCCAUCGGCGAGGGGGACCUUGUGGACGUGCCCCAGGACUCAGAGAGCCAGCUGCAGGAGCAGGAAAAGCGGAUUGAAAUCUCCUGUGCCCUGGCGACCGAGGCCUCCCGCAGGGGCCGCAUGCUGUCUGUGCAAUGUGCCACCCCAAGCCCUCCCACCUCCCCUGCCUCCCCGGCUCCACCAGCCAACCCCCUAUCGUCUGAAUCCCCACGGGGCGCCGACAGCAGCCAUGCCAUGCGGGUCUGAGCUCUGACUGCAAGCCCUGGCCGAGGCCAACGCCGUGAAGCUCCACAGAGCCACGUUCUGAAGCCCGUCUCUGCCCAGCCUGGCCCCCUGGCCCCCUGGCCCCCCGCCCCUGUGCUCCCAUGGGAAUGCCACAGAGAGCCAGGCUGGGGGCCGGGGUUCUGCCGAGAGGAGCACAGAUGCCUCAGUGUCCACAUACCCACGGCGCCCGGCCCUGAAGUCCUUGCUGCUCAGACGGUGGUCCUAGGCCAGGGCAUGAGAUGGUGGGGGAGGAGCGCCAUCCUAUCUGAUGCCCACGGCACAGGGAGCCUAGGUCUGGCUCUGGCUGGGGUUGUGAUGGCCCUACUGGAACACUCCCUGAUGGAGAAGAUGCCCUGGUGGGGAAAGCGCCCUGGGCUAUCUUAGGUUAGGACUCCUCUCCUGACACCGAGAACAGCACCCACCAUCACCCCCUUCCCCCAUCACCCCCGCCGUCCUGCCCCAGCUGUGCCCAGGGUCUUGGCACAUCUCUGCUUCUGGGUGCUCCUUUGGGGUCCAGUGGAGACUGAGCACCCUGCCUGAGCCAAAGACAAGAUGAUGAGAGAUGGGGAGAGGCUCCUCGGCCCCCAGAAGACAGUGCUGGCUGUGGAUAGAGGGCAGCAGGUCUGUGCAGUGUCUGAGGGCAGGUUGAGAAGGGUAGCAGAGAGAGAGGGAGAGGUCUCAGGAGAGUGGGAGGAAAGGGAAGCAGCAGGUCUCAUGCGCAGGUAGGAGGAGGAGGAGGACGGAGAUGAGAAGGAGUAAGGGAUUGGUUUCCCCAGGGUGGAACUUUAGGUUAGUGCCAAGUAUAGUGCCAGCUGUUGGCUCUGCUUCUCCCACCUCGUCCCCAGGAUCAGCGGGGCUGCCAGACCGAGGACCUGCCAUGGAGCACACUGCUGUGGGUAUGGAGGUGUGAGCUGAGGGGCCGGGCAGCAGCAGUCUGGGAGAUGGCUCUUUCUAGGUCUGGGCCUGGUUCUGGGGUCAGGAGCAGAGAGAAGGACCUGUCUUACGGAGGGUGUGGUCAGCCUUGGGGCCUUUCCUAAACAUUUCUGUGACAUUAUCUUGUCUCCCUUCCCCCUGAAAUGUGCUGUGGGCCAGCUGAGCGUGUGCCCUGGAAAGAGGGAAUGUGGCCUUAAUCUGGUAGGCCAGAUUCUGGGGCCCUACCCUGUAUCCCAGGCAUUCCAGGCAUCCCAGAUGAGGACAAGUUGAGGCUGUAUGGAAGGUCUCCCUUCUAGCUUGGCUCACUCACAGCCCACCUACCCGGGGAGCCAGUAGGGGAGAGACAGAAGCAAAGCCCAUUCUCCCUAUGCUCCACCCACCUUCAGAUGAAUGUAGCCAGAGAGGAUGGAGGAGAGAGAGUGAAGCUGAAAAACCUUGGCCCCUAGGCCUUCUCUUUGCCAGAGUUGCUGCCCAGAGACUUCAGUCUGACCUCCAGCAGCCCCAAGAAUGAUUACUUCAUCUUCCAGCAAUUCCUCUCCACUCCUUCAUGGCUGGGACAGUUAUGGUUCAUAUGCAAGUAAAGUUGACAAUUCACUCAACAAAUAUUUAUUGAGCACCUUUUAUGUACCAGGCACUGUUCUAGGUGCUUAGGAUAUUCUCAUGCUUCUGAGGGUUUACAGACAGGAUUCCACUUACCUUCACUUCUAGCAGGUUUUUUGAACAUGACCCUUGGCUGCAGUUCCCAUCUUCAGCACAGCUCAAGCACCCCAAACCUGUCCCUUCCCCCCCACAGACUGGCAGGUGGGAUUGGCUCCCAGGUAACCGUCUCUCCCUUCUCCAUCUUCUCCCACACCUUAUCCAUCCAUAAGAAACAGAUUUUGGGGGGCCUUUCAUGCCUUCCCCUUUCUUUGUCUGUGUCUCCUUUUUUUUUAAGUGAUAUUUUUAGAAAUACAUGUAAAAUACCAAGGAUUCAUGUCUACCCCUCUGCCACCUCUCUCUCACCUCUUAUUUCAUAAAGCUGGCUCUUUAUGUUGCUUUACAUGCCUUAAUAUAUGUUUUAUGAAGAUUAUACAUAUUAUAGAUGUAUAUGUAAUAUAUAUAUAUAUAUAUUUGUUUGGAUGUCUGAUCCUUUACUAGAACUCCUUCCCAGGCCCAUUUUCUCUCCUUUAUUUUCCACAUCAUUCCUAGCAUACUGCGGCCAUACCCCAUGCCUUUUGAUCCAAAGAAGGGGAGAGGAAAGACUUAUUUUAAGACAGAUCUCUUUUACGCUUUUGUUACAAAAGCAAAUCUAUUUUCAAAAUGUGCAAUGUCUGAAUGGAAUUGGCAAAUGAUAUGAGGAGACUGGGACGGCUGCCUCUAGGUCCAACCCUCCACCCUUCCCUCCUCCUCCUCGGCAGCUUCCUUCCUCCCAUUCCCCAGUCUGCAAAGGGCUGGUCCCCAGAGCUCACCCGGAGAGGAUCUUGCCAGGGCAGGACAUUCUCUUGCAAGUCCUGGUCUAAGGAUUUGAUUACACUGUCAACUUUUGAUGACCCUCUAGGGUUAUUGGGCGUGAACCCUCUUCGAGGAAAUGUUUACAGUUGUGUGCACAAAAGGACAGCCUUGCAGGCACACACACCCCAGAUGUGCUCCUGGGCCACCUCCUAUAUCACCCUGCUGGAAAGGGCAGCCUACGCCAAACAGCACUGAGAAUGUCAGUCUAUUCUUUGAUGGACCUAGAAUAUGGUGCAACGGCCAGAGGAAACGGUUUGGCAUCACGGAUCCUUCGGGGCAGAUACAUUCAAGUUCCUUGGACUUCUCACACUCCUUUUCACUUGAUCCCUCACUGGUCUGGGUGACACCUAUGGCAUCUGUCUCCCUCUGUGACCUUUCUUCUGGGGGCCAUUGUUAAGGGGAUGGUACCCCAGUCUGGCAUCCAGACUGCGAAGUCAGCCCAGAGGGUCCCACGGACAAGGUACAUCUCAGACUUGCCAAGGACGUUCUUGCUGCUGGGGCCCUGAACUAAGCCAGCUCAGCCUUCCAAACUGCUUAUCGACUAUUGAAGUGGGCAAGGGGGCUCUCGCCUUGCAAGAAUUUGGGCAGAAUGGAUGUCUUUUGUCCAGAUCUGGAAUCAAGGGGUUUGGAAUCUAGCACAGAGCUCCUGGCCAGCAUUUGAAGCCUGGCCUCCCACUUUGACAUUUGCUGGCACCCUAUUCCCAGCCUACAGCAGCUUGCUAUGAAUGAAGGGGGCCUAGAUGGAGGCCCAGGGCGAAGUAACCGACCUGGUGACAGCCCUGGUUACUAAUCUAGGGCCUUCCCAAUUAGCACAUUACCUCCCUCAUCAAUAACCAAGAAGCUGUAAUCAAAUACUAAUACUGUCACUUUAGAGUUUUUCUGAGGUUGCAAGCUGUGCGCGCUUGCUCGCCUUCCUUGGUGGGAGGGAUCUUCUUGGAGCAGGGCUGACUAUAGCAAGACAGAAUUCAUUCCUUUCCCUUUAGGUACCCUCCGACAACCUGGCAGCUCUUAAAACUAAGGAAAAUAUGAAAUAUACAUAUAUAUAUACACAUAUAUCUAUUUAUGCACAUAUUGGGGCCAAUUUGAUUCGCUAGUAUUAGACAAUAAACCAUACAAGGAAAUUUAUGACUCAGUGUCUUUAUUUAGUAUAAAAGUGACCUUAGAAGAAGAGUUAAGGUUAGAUAAACAGAGGGCAUCCCUGUCAGGGGACCAAACAGCCGUACCAGCCCCUUAGCAUCUUUCUAGCCGAUGAGCUCCUCCCCAGGGAGGGUCAUCCUGACCGACAGGCGAGAGCUCGCUUCCCUCUCAGCAGCAUUCUUUUUAGAUAUAGGUACUGAAGCACCC
Molecule: messenger RNA, 4521 nt
Organism: Physeter macrocephalus (sperm whale)
Lineage: Eukaryota; Metazoa; Chordata; Mammalia; Artiodactyla; Physeteridae
Product: pleckstrin homology domain-containing family A member 6
Exons: 6
Coding region: 43-735 (230 amino acids)
Source: RefSeq, a predicted model, not a curated record